UGUCAGUCUACUCAUCCAGUCCAGUUAGUGAGGGCGGCCGCCAUGGAUGACCUGUUCCCGGCGGUGCGCUCUGUCGCCACGGGCCUGCUCUACGAUGAGGAGCUGAUGCUGCAGCACCGCUGUCUCUGGGACCCCGAGUUCGAGGAGUGUCCCGAGCGGCUCCGAUCUGUCCUGGAAAGAUGUCGGGAGCUCGGUCUGAUGGAGCGCUGUGAGCGCCUGCCGUGCCGGCCGGCCACAGAGGCCGAGCUGCUCAUGUUUCACACGCAGAGCCAUCUGUCGACGGCCGCCGGAACCAGUGGCUGUCGCGAUGUCGAGGCGCUGCAGCAGCUCUCGUCCAAAUACGACACCGUCUUUUUUCACCCGUCCACGUACAAGGCUGCGCUGCUGUCUGCCGGCUCCACACUGAGUCUGGUGGAUGCCGUCAUUGACGGCACAGUCAGAAACGGAAUGGCGAUUAUCAGGCCGCCGGGACACCACGCCGGGCCCUCAGAGUUCAACGGCUACUGCUACUUCAACAACGUGGCGCUGGCAGCACUGCGCGCCGCCCAGCGUCGGCUCAAGGUGCUCAUUGUGGACUGGGACGUCCACCACGGCCAGGGCACCCAGCGUGCCUUCUAUGACGACGACAGGGUGAUGUACUUUUCCGUGCACCGAUACGAGCACGGUGAGUUCUGGCCCGGCCUGCGCGAGGGCGAGUACGACUGCGUGGGCGACGGGCCCGGCCUGGGACUCAACUGGAACGUGCCCCUCAACGGUACCGGCAUGGAGGACCAAGACUAUCUGGCGAUAUGGCACCGGCUGCUGCUGCCCGCCGCUUAUGAGUUUGCGCCGGAUGUCGUGCUGGUCUCGGCCGGGUACGAUGCUGCGCUCGGAUGUCCCCAGGGUGAGAUGCGGGUAUCGCCGGCGUGUUUCGCGCACCUGACUCACUCUCUGAUGAGCCUGGCGUCGGGCCGGCUGGCCGUCGUUCUGGAGGGCGGCUACUGCCUGUCUUCGCUGGCCGAGUCGGCCGCGCUCACCCUGCGCGCGCUGCUGGGCGACCCGCCGCCGCCGCUGCCGGCCCUGCUGCCGCCCUGCGACAGUGUGGAGGAGACCAUUCUGAACGUGGUGUCUUCCCAGCGGCGCAGCUGGGGCUUCCUGACGCUGUACGACACGUACCACCCGGCCCCGGGCGGGGGCGGCGGCGGGGGCGGCGCGGCGGCGGCCCCCGACCAGCACAUCCCAGUGGUGGAGUACCGCGGCGACCCGCCGCCCGCCGACGCCACCUACCCCACGAUCGGCGCGUGUCCCGUACAGAGCGAGGAGGAGAAGGAGCGCUACCGACGGGAGCUCGACCAGCUCAGAGAGGACACCGAUCUUACUGUGGCCCCGUGUCGUCUGGUGGUGGCCAAAACACACCACCACCAUCCCAACCCCAUGAACGGGGUGAUUCGCUCCGAGUCUGUGGCCGCGCUGAUGCAGGGCUGCCUGGAGGUGGGCGGCGGAGCAGACGCAUGUCAGGAGGACGGAAUCACAGAGGCCAUUGACGCCGUGCUGGAGGACCGGGCCGUGGCCGGUUUCUGCGCCUGUAUAGAGCCGGACGGACCGGCCGCGGCGCGACACGCGCUCUCCCGCUGCCAGCGCCUCCUGGUGGUCGACUGGAGAGACUCGCCACUCUGCGUGGCUCCCGACUGGGGUCUGAUGGUGCCCUGUCCCUCGGACGCCGAGGCCGUGGUUCUGACCAUCUCUGGCGGCGGCUGCGAGGUGGUGAACCUGCACCACGACCAGAAGACCACCGCCGAGCUGUCGCCGACCGUCGAGCCGCUGCUCUCGUGGGCGGGCGCGGACCGGAUCCGCACGCCGCUGAUGCUCGAGUCGCCGUCCCCGGACGUCAGCUGGGAGUCCGGCGAGGCGGUGGCGCUGCUGACGCAGCUGCUGCUGCCGCUGGCGUACCAGCUCUGCCCGCAGCUGGUGCUGCUGCUGGCCCCGGCCGUGCCGCCCGAGUCGGCCGCGCUGGCGGAGCACGUCACCCACCAUCUGCGCGCGCUGGCCGGCGGCCGGCUGGUGGUGAUCGGCUCGGACGCCUGUCUGCCGCCGCUGCUGGGCCGGCCGCCGCGGCCGCUGCCGCCGCUCGGCGCGCCAUCUCUCGCCGCGUUGGCGAACCUGCGCCGCGCGCUGCGCCGCCAGGGGCAGCACUGGCCGGCACUGGCCGAGAUGAAGAGGGUGCCCGAGACAGCGCUGGAGGGAAGGAAGCCCUCCACCUACGAGCCCUUCCACUGAGCUCCAGCAGAGCGAUGGGCAGCGGCUGACGGUUUCGAGGCGUGCUGAUCAUACUGUCAACCUUGUGCCGCGUGCCGGGGAGAGCGGAAAAUAACUUGCCAUAUUUCCUUUUGAUAUUAUAUACUGCAUGGUAAAUAUUAACUCGAGCAGUUCCGAUGCAAUGCAAUAUGUUUUGUUCCGAUUCUCCAUGCAUUUGUCUCGUCAACUAUGUGCUUUCAAUGUUUGGACCAAUAUGGAUGUAUGCUUGCUAAAAAGUUGCGAUGUGGCAUGCGCGGAUCAAUAAUGGCAGACAAAUAAUUACGCCAAUCACGCGCAAGUACUUAAAACCAUUGCGGGUAUUGUAUGUAAUUUGUAAGCGAAUGGUAGCGUUGUUGUAAUAUCGAUGUGCUGGUAGUUAUAAGAAUGGCAUGCUUAGGCGCCAUUCGAUUUAUAGGCGCCAGUAGGAUUAAUGCUAAUGCUAAUGCUAACAUUUGCUUUUGUAGAGCUUGAGUUGUGUACUAAGGCUGUGCGGUUUUGGGUUGUUGGAUUCCUUUGCGAACGAGUGUGCAUCGUUUUAAGGAAGUUUAUUGAAGUGUUCGUCCCGGUAAUUCUAUUCCCGGUAAGUGCCGUUUCCCUUUAACGUUCCUACGCCCAGUCGUAUCACACUGUGUUCAUAGGAUAACGUAGUCUAGUCUGUAAAAAGACAGCCUCUCCCAAAAGACAAGUUUCUAUGCUAUGCUAAUGCUCCUUUUGCGUGCCUAUCGGAUUAUUUUCAUGAGUAUUUCAAAUGUUUGA
This is a messenger RNA of Amphibalanus amphitrite, 3030 nucleotides long. Its product is annotated as polyamine deacetylase HDAC10-like. Bases 43 to 2256 code for a protein of 737 amino acids. Gene Ontology annotation, biological process: chromatin organization. Gene Ontology annotation, cellular component: histone deacetylase complex. The record is from RefSeq and is a predicted model, not a curated record. The transcript has 13 exons. Gene Ontology annotation, molecular function: histone deacetylase activity. NCBI's taxonomy places the organism in Eukaryota, Metazoa, Arthropoda, Thecostraca, Balanomorpha, Balanidae.